Molecule: messenger RNA, 1995 nt
Organism: Anthonomus grandis grandis
Lineage: Eukaryota; Metazoa; Arthropoda; Insecta; Coleoptera; Curculionidae
Product: rhamnogalacturonate lyase-like
Exons: 4
Coding region: 19-1707 (562 amino acids)
Biological process (GO): carbohydrate metabolic process
Molecular function (GO): catalytic activity; carbohydrate binding
Source: RefSeq, a predicted model, not a curated record
CUUGCCAGAACAGCAAAAAUGUUGCUGUUACUUCUGUUAUUCACUGUAAGCUUUUCCCAAAGUUACUGUGGGUCAUUUGUCCAGUUCUCUGGCACAGAUGUCACUCUUGGUAACGAUUUGUUUAAUAUUACAUUUCGAGAAAAUGCCACUGCUAAAUCUGUUUAUAAGAAUGGUGUUAAUAUAAUUCAAACAAUUUCAAAUAACAUGCAGAGUUGGUAUCUGGAUUGGAACGGCGAAAAAGCUUAUUUUUCUCCUGGAGAAGUCCGUGUGGUGAGUAACUCGUCUGAGAAAGCCCAUAUAAGUUUUAUUCAAAAGGGAAUAACUGGAGUACUAGAUAUCGAGUUUCAUCUAGUGGUUCUCGAAGAUGUGAGUGGACUAUACCAGUACGUCAAGGCAUCAAACAACAAUAACGAAACAGUCAGUUUAGCAGAAUUUCGUACUGUAUAUCGCUUUGAUGAGACUCUUAUGCCAAAAAUGUCAAAUAUGGUACUGACAGGUUCACCUCCAAACGUAAGUGGCAGGCCCACUAUCCAGGAUACCACCUGGCAAUUAAGUGACGGCACAUAUUGGUCUAAAUAUGAUUUUUGCGGAUAUUUGCGGGAUACCCCUUGGUUGGGGGUAUUUGGAGGUGGAUUUGGUGGCUGGUUAAUCUCCGCUAGCAGGGAAUACCACUCAGGGGGGCCUCUUAAGCAAGAACUUAUGGUCCAUCAGAUUUCUUUAAUGCUUAAUUACUUCCAUAGUGGACAUUUUGGUACGGCAGGCCUACAUCCCGCACCUGAAUGGUCAAAGUUUUAUGGUCCUUACUUAAUUUAUAUCAAUACUGGAUCAGAUGAGGAGCUAUUAAAAGAUGUGGCUAGACAAACAUUGGUAGAACAAAGUCUGUGGCCUUAUAGUUGGGUAGAUGAUCCAGAUUACCCUUUAUCUAGAGGAACUGUAUCAGGUAAAAUAACGGGACAAACAAAAGCAAUGGUUGUCGUAUAUGAUGAUAAGGAGCAUGAAUUUGACGUGCAAUCACUGGGUUACCUUUACCAUAUAGAAAGUGAGGCGGAUGGUAGCUUUAGCAUAAAAAAUAUUCGGCCAGGAGAUUAUCAACUAGUUGCUUAUCCUUUAGCUGGACAGGGUAGUGAAAAUCUGGUCAGAAUGAAUAUUAGUGUAAAUGCAGAUGAAAUCCUUGAUGUCGGAUCACUCGAGUUACCAGAACCUACCAAUAUAAUCUGGUCCAUCGGCGAGACCAACAGAAAGUCCGACUCCUACCGCUAUAGUAGAGAACGGCGUGACUUCUACUGGCAUCUUCUGCCUCCUGCCAACCUCACUUUCACGAUCAAUAUGAGCAAAAUAGAUGUAGACUGGUACUAUGCACAAACUAGAUCUCCUGGUAUCUGGAAGAUCGCUUAUAACGAUAAGCCGGAUUCCAAUGGAAGGCUUUUGCGGGUGGCAUUUGCAGCUGCCAGCCAAUCGGCUUCAAUUAAUAUUCUUAUAAAUAAUAAGCUAGUGGGACAUCACGCUUAUGCAAAUGACAUGACUAUAUAUAGAGACGCUUUACAAAGUGGGAACUUCCAUGCUGAGCAAAUACAGAUCCCGAUGGAAUAUGUAGUGGAUGGGGAGAAUAUUAUAUCGUUUAGCUUACUGAGGGGAAUGGUUAUGUAUGACGCUAUAAGUUUAGCUGUUGAUGUUGGAAAUGAAGCGAUAGUUACUAUGGUCGAAUAAUAAGACUUUUUAAUUUUAAUAUAAAGACAAAAUACAAGUAAAGUGUUUGAAUUUAAAUAGUUUUUUAAAUUGAACAACGACAUUAUCAUAUAUACAUAUAUACAUAAUAAAUGACAUCUUGUUAAGCGCAAUUAUUAUUUGUUCUUUAAAUAUAUUUGCUAUUUGAAUUGUUUACCAAUGAAGAAAAAGUUGAUAUGCUGUAGGCUAUAUUCCCGCGAUAGACAAGAAGGUGGUUGUUUCGAACAAUACAUAUAAAAAGUUUAUAUUAAAACAAUUAUUUAAAUCUCA